Molecule: messenger RNA, 708 nt
Organism: Salvia miltiorrhiza (redroot sage)
Lineage: Eukaryota; Viridiplantae; Streptophyta; Magnoliopsida; Lamiales; Lamiaceae
Product: two-on-two hemoglobin-3
Exons: 4
Coding region: 49-558 (169 amino acids)
Biological process (GO): oxygen transport
Molecular function (GO): heme binding; oxygen carrier activity; oxygen binding
Source: RefSeq, a predicted model, not a curated record
CAAAUAUCCACAAAUCACAGAGAGAGAGAGAGACAGAGGAGAGAGAAGAUGCAAACACUCCAAGAGAAGGCUUCGGAGUGGAGCGGGGUGUCUACGAACGACGCUUUCGCCAUUGACGAGACCAAUCUCUACGAGAAGCUCGGCCUCCAGACAUUCAUCAACCUCUCCACCAAUUUCUACAACAGAGUAUAUGAUGAUGAGGAAGAGUGGUUCCGAUCAAUUUUUGCAAAUUCUAAGAAGGAAGAUGCCAUUCAAAACCAGUAUGAGUUCUUCACACAGAGAAUGGGAGGGCCUCCAUUAUUCAGCCAAAGAAGAGGCCAUCCUGCGCUGAUUGCCCGCCACCGCCCAUUCCCCGUCACCCAUCAAGCUGCAGAGAGGUGGUUGCACCACAUGCAGCAGGCAUUGGACACCACCAAAGAUAUUGAUUCAGACUCCAAAACCAAAAUGAUGAAUUUCUUUAGGCACACCGCAUUCUUCCUUGUAGCCGGAGACGAGCUGAAGAACCCGAAACAAGGAAUUCCGUGCAAGCACGCAGCUGGAAAAUCUGCUGCAGCAUAAGCACCUUCCUCAAUUUGCUCAUUCAUGAUUCCCUCUUAACCAAAAUAUAGUGAUAUUUACCUAUUUUAGCUGACUGAAUAACAACAUUGUAUGAUGAAUAACAUGUAUCCAACUUUUACUCAACUUUAAUCAAGAAAUUAUUUUUCUUCA